AUGUCGGCUACGGACCCACUCCAUCGACAUGCCCUCCGCCAGCACCACCACCAACAGCAGAGCCAACAGCAGCAACUUAUCGAUCCGCAAAAGCAGCUGCUUCUAAUGCAACAGUUUCAAAAGCUUCAGCAGCAACAGCAGCUUCAAAAGCUUCAACACCAGCAACAGCAGCUUCAACACCAGCAACAGCAGCUUCGACAGCACCAGCUUCAACAGCAGCACCAGCAGCACCCGCAGCACCAGCAGCAGCACCAGCAGCACCAAGGCCUUGGCUCUCAGCAAUUCUACUUCCACCAAUACCAGGUCCCACCGACCGACCAAGUUGCACUGUACCGAUAUCCACCUUCACAGCCCACUCCUUUGCUUCCUCAAAUAUCGCCGCAAGUGCCGCCACAGCAGCAUUCGCAGCGUGAGCCCCUUCCGAUCCCGGACACUGAAAUGUCCGUUGACCCAGAGGACUCCAAGACGAUUCUGGAAUCCGCUUCCUUGGCGCAUAUAUCCUCGGAUGCUGCCGCCGGGUCGAAAUCCGAGCCCCAGAGUUUGCAGCCAUCCUCGCCAGUCCGACACCAACACGAACCCCCAACCGCCCCUGCGCUUCCUUCGAAAUCCGAUGCCGCCUCAGACUCGCCGCCUCAAUCUGCGAACCCAGGAUUGGAAAUCGAUCAGGCGGCGCCCCCUCUCCCAGUCGCGACGCAGGCAUCCUCGACUGAAGGUGGCUCAUCUGGGCACCCCGAGCAUCGCCGCUUGCGAUCCGUUGAUAAGGAGCACCCCGAUAUCGUAGCCCUAAAAAUACAAUAUGAAGAGCGGCUGUCGGCGUUGCAAAGCAAGUACUCUGAUCGCCUAAAGCAGGAAAAACACCGGAUCAUGAACCAGGGGCUGUCAAACCCCGAAUUGAUUGUUCAGGAUUUCGAAGCGAAACAAAAAAUAGCCUUUCAUGACGAACUGACGGAACUGAAGCGCUUCUUCCGGGACCGGUAUCAUAACUUGAUCAAGAAGCAGGCUCAUUCCAACCACGGCCAUUCUCAUAGCAGGCAUUCAAACGAGAAGAAUCCUGACGCCAGCGUCUCGAGUCAGGGCGAGCCGGCGACCAGUAUGUCGUCUGGCCAUCCAGCUGCCACACAGCCCGAAAAACGGAUCAAGGUCGAUCCGAGCGUCGAGGCCGGCGCCCGCGAGAACUCAAAGGCCAUCGUGAUUGAUCUUACAGAUGAGGAUGAUGCCCGGCGCCACAAGCCAACCGCUGCUCCGAUCGAUCUCACAGCGGACGACGCCGUCGGUGCCGUAACCAAGACCGAGCCCGCAAUUUCGGUCGAAAUGCAGCGCCAUGCCGAACUCCGCAAACAGCAGCACGAGGAGCUGUGCAAUUUGCCCAUAUCGGAGCUAGUUUGCUAUGGCCAAAUCGACAACUACAUCGAGGGCUUUGACCCGGUCGCUGCGCAGUUGGAUCCGAACCGCCGAGAACACAAGGUUCGGUUCCAGGGUGUUGUGGAGCCUCUUGGAAACAAUAGGGCUGGAGCUGUCAAGUGGAUGGUUGUGGACGACCGCCAGAUGAUUCUCGGACAGCUUCCGGCCAACGUUGCCUCGGCAUACUCCAAGAUAAACACCAUGGCUCGUAUAUCUGCCACGAUUCAAAGGACCCAGUUCAACCGCAUGAGUGCGUCAAUCCGCAUCGUUUUCUACGGCGCCCGGAAAAACGCAUUUAUCGUUGGAGAGUCCCUGCAAAGCGAGGGGCUUCGAUUGCUCAACCCGACACGGACGACGGCGUUUCCUGUAUUCAACCCGAUGGCGACGUCCUAUGAAAGCUAUGUCAUCCCGGCCCGGACAGUCGUCAAGCAGGAGGAUGUCGAAAGCCAGAUCGAGCGCGUGUAUCUGAGUCUUGCCGAGUCGCAGUCUUGGGAACAGGCCGAGCCAGACCCGAGGCUCGCCACCACCCUAUACAAGCACCAAAAGCAGGCCCUGCACUUCAUGCUUGACCGCGAGCAGGAUAUCGAUUUGAACUCGCCGACAUUCGAGUCCAAGGGAAUCUGGAAGCGCAUCCGAGCGGGGCGAUGGCAGAACCUCGUGCUCGACAGGGAAGAAAACACAAUCCCGCGGGUCGUGCUCGGGGGUAUCCUCGCCGAUGACAUGGGGCUGGGCAAAACCAUCGAGGUGAUUUCGCUGCUGCUCUCGGGCCAGCCCGAUGUGUCUUAUCAAACCCCGGCUGAGGCAUUUGGGUGCAGCUAUCCCUUGAAGCCUUCUCGUGCAACACUGGUUGUUUGCCCGCUGUCGAUCAUCUCCAAUUGGGAAGAGCAGAUCGAUUCCCACGUCAAGAACAAGUCGUUCAGGGUUUAUGUCUACCAUGGCCCCGGCCGCAACAGCAACAUCGACUUUCUGGCUUCACAUGACAUUGUCAUCACAACCUACAGUGUACUUUCGAUCGAGUUCUCAAAGCCGGCUCGAGACAAGAAGAAGGGGUAUCAAACCUCGGGCAAUGAAGUCUCUCCCCUGCUGUCUAUCCACUGGUAUCGAGUUGUUCUGGAUGAGGCCCAUAUGAUCAAGGAUGUCAACACUGGCCAAAGCAAGGCCGCGUGCGAGCUGCAGUCGACACGGCGAUGGUGCCUGACCGGAACUCCAAUCCAGAACAAGUUCGACGACUUGUUUGCCCUCUUCAAGUUCCUGCGAUUCUAUCCCUUUGAUGAUCGACGAGUGUGGAACAACUCGAUCUCCAAGCCCAUCAGACAGCCCCCGCCGGCCAACCCUUACGCAUCGUCUCGGAGCAGCAUGCCCAGCGAUCAGGAGGCUCUGACUCGUCUGCAGAUUCUAAUGAAAGCCAUCACCUUGCGACGAACCAAGGAUCAGAAACUCGAGAACGGAGAGCCCCUGCUCAAGCUCCCCGACAAGAUCAACUCUGUUACGCUUGUGACCCUGGAUCCGCGCGAAUCCUGGGCCUACAACCAAAUGCACCAGAAAGCCGUCGACAUCUUCAAUCGGUUUACGUCGGGCAAUGCGAUUGACUCGAGAUGGGCAGUGCUUCUGCAAGUGAUCUUGCGGAUGCGACAACUGUGCAAUCACAGCAAUUUGUGCAAGAAGAAGGCGAUCGAAGAUGAGCUGAGAGACUACGACGCCUUGGCUCAGUCAGAUGAGCGGCCCCCGCUGUCCAGCGAGCACGCAGUUCACAUUUUCAAUCUUCUCCGGGAAGGCAACAUGAACAACUGUGGAAGUUGCAACAAGCGCGUCGGCAGCGAUACAGAUUCUGACGGCGAUGCAAGCGGCCGAAAGCUUUCCUCCGAUGACGAAAAGAAAGGCAAAUUCAAUGACGUGUAUUCGGCCGACGGGCCGGUCGGGUCGGUCGGAGUUGUCACCCGCUGCGAUCAUCUGUUUUGUAUGAGUUGCUACGAGUCCUUGUUCGAAAAUCGUUCGGAAGUCAGCUGCCCAGUAUGCCAUAUGGAGCUCACUUCAGGAGAUAUCAAGGAGGUCGAAGAGGAUGCCCUGGACCUCGAGGCCGACGGCUGCCUGACAUCGACUCUUGCUGGGAGCCAGAGUAGCAAAAUCGCGACACUCAUCCGCGAGCUGGUUGCCCAUCGGAGCGCUUGCAAGAAGAAUGGCCUCCCGCCCGAGAAAACCGUGAUCUUUUCGCAGUGGACAGAGAUGCUGAAUCUGCUGGAGGCGCCGCUUCAGGAUGCAAGAUUUACGUUCGUGCGACUGGACGGCACCAUGAACCGUUCGGAGCGUGACGGCGUGCUUCAAAGGUUCCGGAACAACCCCGACGUCACAAUCAUCUUGGUUUCGCUCAAGGCAGGCGGCGUGGGUCUCAAUCUGACCUGUGCCUCGCAGAUAUGGAUCUUUGAGCCUUACUGGAACCCUGCCGUUGAACACCAGGCCAUUGACCGCGUCCAUCGCAUCGGUCAGACACGGACCGUGUAUACCCACCGACUCAUUGCCCACAAAACCAUCGAGGAGGCGAUGCUGAAGCUCCAGGAAAACAAGCUGAAGAUGGCCAAGAUGGCUCUGCGGGAAAAGGGCCGGGCGACGACCAAGGAGGAGCUGCGGAAGCAAAAGAUUGCCACCCUCAAGCUGCUGCUGACCUCGAUGGACACAAGCGGUGCCCGGUCGUCUGCACAGCCGUCCGAGGACCAGCCGCCGGUGGUUGUCGAGCUGGACUGA
Polychytrium aggregatum is the source of this 4140-nucleotide messenger RNA. Its product is annotated as SNF2 family N-terminal domain-containing protein. Gene Ontology annotation, molecular function: ATP-dependent chromatin remodeler activity; metal ion binding; ATP binding. The record is from RefSeq and is a predicted model, not a curated record. The coding region runs from base 1 to 4140 and encodes 1379 amino acids. Lineage: Eukaryota; Fungi; Chytridiomycota; Chytridiomycetes; Polychytriales. The transcript has 12 exons.